This is a messenger RNA of Mesocestoides corti, 1812 nucleotides long. The record is from the annotation of a GenBank genome assembly. NCBI's taxonomy places the organism in Eukaryota, Metazoa, Platyhelminthes, Cestoda, Cyclophyllidea, Mesocestoididae.
AACGCACUCGUUUUUGCGCUGACUCGGCCCGAAAUGCAGGUGCCACCAGCGCCGCCGCAAGCUGCUAACCGACGAACAUUCCACGGCAGUCCCCUUAUUGAGACCGAUCGUUCGGCGCCUGCAAUGGCAGUGUACUUGCUCGGAAUGCAAUUUUUUUUCACCUACCUUCAGUUGUACGGCUGGCCUCGAUGGCUGUCAGACCUGGAAAUUCUUUUGGAUAGUCUAGCUGACAGAGAAGGUGGUGCAAGUGAUACAUAUACGUUCAUCGUUCCCGAGGGGCCGCAAUGUUUCAGUCAUAUGUUUCUCUUUUCGGACAUAUGGAGAACAUUUGACCAGGGCCUCUACAACUUUCUUAAAUGGUAUAUCUAUCUUCCUUGGUUGAAACCCUCGAAGAAGGAGUCGAAUUGUCCAAACUCUACUUCUGUCGUUUGUCGACGUCUGUUGGCUGGAGUUCUCGUCUUUCUGUUCGUGCUCGUCUUUCAUUCAAUGACCAAGGAGAACAGUAAGGCCUUAGUUUAUUCCACCUUGUUGAACUUCAGGAAAAUCGCGUUUGUGCAAAUCGACCAUCAGGCUACAGAUCUUUAUUUUGAUUUUUACUUUCAACGCUCGUGCACUGCGGAUUCAAUUUGGAUACUUGUGAAUAUCGCUCAGAUCUUCAUUGAACAGGCCACAAAAUGGGUCUACCGAAGUACCCGAAUCGGUGAAAUUUUGCGGAAAAACCUCUCGAUCGGCGCCAGCCGGCGAUUGGCUGGCGUUGUGUGCGGCAUCAGCGCAAUGUUCUCCUCGGUUGGGUUCUUCUUCUUCCACCUCGGCCUACACCCGGGAUGGUGGAUUUUGUAUCUGAUGUUUUUUGAUCCUGAUAAUAAUCCGCCAGAAUUCACAGCCUCAGAAUAUUUAGCGAGGCCACGUCUGCACGAUUAUACACAGAAGGUAGCUCAGCUCAUCGCCACUGACAAGGAUCUUUGUGUCUCGCCGAAUUACCCUCCCGCUGGUUGUCAGAGCGUGGAGUACCUCAUUACCUAUGCUGGAACUGAGAAACCUUUCUUCGUGAUCAACCACAAAGGAGAAAUUUACUUCAAUUCAAAUGCUGAUUUUAAAGUCUGGAAGUCCAUCGGACGGGCGUCGUUUACUGUGGUGGCGAGAAACUACGGCGAAUUCAAAAAGGCGAAUGGAUCAACGCGGGUGAUAGUGUUGAAUGGACCUCCAUAUGGUUUAUUUGAAGUACCGUCAAACGCACUAGAUGCUGACAGCAAUCAGUCACAGGAUUGCACAUUGUCGAUGCAACCGCUAAUGACCGUCAAACCUCCUGAUUUGAUAAUGGCUCUCUCCAAAUUUGGAACGAAGUUCACCAUCCAACUAUGUCUUCCGGUGGACUACACUCUGAAUGGUAUUCUGCGAAUACAAGGACCCUUUAAGAUGAAAGAAGCUAUCAGAGGCGGCUCUGUUCACAUAGUUGGGGUGACCUACGCAAGCCCCGGGUUCGAUCUCAAUGACGCUGAUCUGGUAGUCACUGAAUUCUCUGACACGCACAUUGAGAUGGCACUAGAUUACGUAGUUGCUUUCAGCUUCGAAACGAUCAAGAGAUGCCACUGCUUAGACAUCCUUGUAGUGGCAAUUUCACCCCCAAUACCGUCUUCGUCGGUGUUUGUCGACAGCUAUUUCGACGUCCAGUUAUACUCGAAGACUGCUGAGACCCAGUCAAUGGAGGUACACUUUAGAAUUUCUGGACACGAUCCUCAAAUUCUCCCCAGUUUUCUGCUGAAGACAUUUCUAGCAGCACUCAGCUCACUUCGGGCACUACAAACAUGCUGA